CGGAGUGACGAGCUUGUAGCCCACUGUCAGCUGCUGCCCGAAAACACACACACACACACACACACACACACAAAGAGAAGAAGCGAUCGGCAAAACACAACGUUGGAAGAAGACGCAGUGAAAUAUGGGGCCGCCGGGAGACAGGACGCGCCACUCGUCGACUGAGAGAACGGAGGACUUCAGCCUGGCGGUCGAUUUAUCUUGACAUGGCAUGCGGCAGGGCGAGUCGGGGGUUGUGACGACGGAAGAAAAGGGAGAGAAAGACAACACGCGCAGCGAACGCCACGAAGCUCCGGACACGGAACGGGCAGAUUCGAUCAAGCUAGCGUCUCUUUAGCCUCUCAAGCGGUGUGAGUGUGUGUGUGGUUUGCUUCUCGGUUCCCUGGUUGGAUUUUAUUUUUGGGGUUGGUGAAGUAGUCGACGACGCACGGCUCAGGCAAUGUUGGCACCUAGCUAAAAAAAAAAAAUGUUGAGCACAAGCGAAAUCAGCUAGUCCGUCGAGCCCCCGCAGGUCUCCAGACUCCCACAGCUCUGGCAGCCACGUUGAAGCCAACGAGAAGAUGUAAACGCGUGGAAAGAUGACCGCACGCUAGCUUAGCCCCACCGCCACACACACGCACAGGCCUCGAUCCAGCCCGUCAGUCAGAAGAUAAGAUGUAGUUAUAUCGUCGGUUCACUACUAGUUAGUGUCGGAAGUGAACGCCGAGGUCGGCCUGCUAGCUCGCCUAAGCUAGUGUGCUAAAAAUACGCCCACGCCAUGACUACUAGCAGCGGCAGCACCGCGGGGCCGUGGGCCGAAUGAGUGGCAGUGAAAGUCAAAGGAAAUGUCAAGUUACCUUCGCAGUAGUCUUCGAUGUUACCCGGUGCCAGCGUCUCCUGGCAUCUGCAUUUACCUGCCAUGUUCGUCCGUGUCCCCGAUCCGCCUGUAACACGCACAUAGCGACGUCUCCGCAGAGAAACGCACACAACGACAGCCAUGGAUGAGAGACUUUGAAAUGACCCAAACAAUAGAAUAUUUGUCUGCUCGCUAGUCUCUGUAGUCGUCAAAGUCACUAGCAGAGGUGUAUACUGCCGCUAUGGGUUUUUAUAGUAGCAGCCGUUUCUGUUGAUUUCAUUUGUUUUCUCCAGAAGAAGAGUUAGUCAAAUUUUAAGUUGCUGUUUCGUUUAAAUCCCUUGUCGGUGGCAGGUUGAAAACAAAGCUCACGCGGCUUAAAAUCAUGUCUUAAAACAUGGAUUUCUGAUCAAGUAAUUAGGAGAUGUAGUCUUUAGCUUGUGGAUCAUUCCCCUCCUCAACACUGCCCUAACACUCACACAAAAAUUUAAAAAAUGACUUAGUCUCGUUUCUGAUUUGUUGACCUUUUUCAGUUAGUAGUUACUGGGUAUUUCACAGAUCAAACCUAAGAGUUGUUUGAUGGGUUGUUUCUGCAAAGGGUAGCGAACUCCAUCCUUUAUCCAACGUAUAGAUACAAAAGUAGAGAGUGUAGCCAAAAUAUUCUGCGCAAGACGAGAGCAUCGCCAUCCAAAUCUCACCAUGGGGGACCCAACUUCACGAAGAAAUCAAACAAGAAAUCGACUUCGAGCUCAACUUCGGAAGAAAAGGGAAUCGUUGGCUGAUCAGUUUGACUUCAAGAUUUAUAUAGCCUUCGUUUUCAAGGAAAAGAAGAAGAAGUCUGCCCUCUUUGAGGUAGCUGAAGUUGUGCCAGUGAUGACCAACAACUAUGAGGAAAACAUCCUACGAGGUGUGCGGGAUUCCAACUACUCUCUCGAGAGUUCAAUAGAACUCCUGCAAAAAGAUGUUGUGCAACUACACGCACCCCGAUACCAGUCAAUGCGAAGGGAUGUGAUAGGAUGCACACAGGAGAUGGACUUCAUCCUUUGGCCUCGCAACGACAUUGAGAAGAUUGUCUGUCUGCUGUUUUCCAGAUGGAAAGGGGCUGAUGACGAACCCUUUAGGCCUGUUCAGGCCAAGUUUGAAUUUCAUCAUGGAGACUAUGAGAAGCAGUGCUUGCAUGCUCUGGGGCGGAAAGACAAGGCUGGAAUGGUCAUGAACAACCCAACUCAGUCUGUAUUUCUCUUCAUGGAUAGACAGCACUUACAGACUGCUAAAACCAAGGCCACAGUUUUCAAGUUGUGCAGCCUCUGCCUGUACUUGCCCCAGGACCAGCUGACCUGCUGGGGUGUGGGAGACAUCGAGGAUCACCUCCGCCCAUACAUGCCUGAUUAAGGCUUCCAGCUCCACCCAGCCACAUAGGGAAAAGCCCCUCCCCUUCCUCCUGCCUAAGCCUUCAGAAGCAAAUUGAUGUACUCAUCUCCACCCGUUUCCUUUUAAAAGAUUUGAACUUGUGCUUGGAUCUCUCCUUUUUUCCCUUUUUUUGUUACCUACUCGUUCUCCCCUCCCUGGCCUGAGGCUGAUUCAGUUCCCAUCCUUGUUUUUCUCCCUCAUGUCCCAACGUUUCCCCUCUUCUCUCUGCCAUCAUUUUUGUUGGUUGCCCCAUUUUUUUUUGUUUCGUUUUGGUUUGGUUUUUCCUCCCUCUUUAUUCCCUUCCUACUCACUCAUCCAUUCUUGUUUAUUUGAACCUGCACGAACAUUGAUUUUGAGUGGUUGGUUGUUCGCUUGGAGCCGCACUGUCAACAGCACCGGUCAUUGAAGGAACUCUUUAUGUUGCAUCAGAACAGGAACAAACAAUACCCAGGUCUUCACGGUGGUUCUCAGAUGGACGUGUUUUAUAUCCUUGUUGUCAUAAGAAAGGAUUGUUAAAGCUUGUUUGUAAUGUCAUUGGGGUUUCUAGAACAACUUUACACAAUCUUUUGACCAAGGACAGGUGUGAACUGGUGUUAAAUCACCUGUAUACACAAAGAUAACAAGAUGAACAAUAUUUGUCAAAUCAUAUGGUGUAGGAAUUGCUUCUUAUAAACUGCCUUAGUUCUUUUUUUCCGCUGGACUUUAAAAAGAUGUUUUGGUGUCAUUUGCUUUUCUCUGAAACACGCUAGGCAGGCCUUUGCUAAAAUCUCAAGUUACUUGAAAGGCAUUGUACACAAAGGUGAAACAUGAAGGUCAUUGUCAACGUUCAAGCUGGCCGAUCAUGCACUAUUCAAGCUACUGAAAUCUGAUACUUAACAUUUUGUUUUAUUUGGGAUGUGGGUUGGUGAGAAACUGAGAUGUGAUGUAAGAUUUAAUGUUUAACAUACCUAACAAAAGUUGCUGAAAGCUAACGAAUCUUAGUUUAAUUUGACCUAGUAAAAUUAAUAUGUUUCCUGCCAUGCACAUUUAAAUUGGGUUUUGCAGGCUUGCUUGUCAAAGAAUAAGUACAUAGCACGUAUAAUUUUGCUCAUUGUUGAUUCAGUGUGUUCAGUUCAAAGAUUAUAAGGCGUGUAACUUUUGUUUUUUUUUCUGUUGAUGAAUCUCAAAUCAAUACUGCUGAGCAUAUCCCAAUACAGUGCAAAUUCUGAAAGCAUAA
Messenger RNA from Hippoglossus stenolepis (Pacific halibut), 3458 nucleotides. It is a transcript of the gene c17h6orf62, whose product is annotated as chromosome 17 C6orf62 homolog. The transcript has 5 exons. The record is from RefSeq and is a predicted model, not a curated record. Bases 1532 to 2224 code for a protein of 230 amino acids. NCBI's taxonomy places the organism in Eukaryota, Metazoa, Chordata, Actinopteri, Pleuronectiformes, Pleuronectidae.